AUGGUAAUAAGACAUGACGGUGUUAACCAAGGCGAGGAAGCCAAGGUGGUUGUUAAAGCGUCCAAGAUGGUCAGGGAACGGCAGGUUGGUCGUUCAAGCAAUUUUAAGAAAAGCGUGUUGGAUGAUUUGGAUGAAGAUUAUGUAGCUUCGGAGGACGGGAAUGAUGAAUCCGAUGAUGAUGCAGAGGAUUACUGUUCUUCGUUAAAUGAACGUGCAUCAGUAGAGGGUAAUCGGUUUUUCAAUGAGGAGGAUGAGGGGGAGAGGAAAAGGGAGAGGAAUAUUAUCAAUAGAAAAUUGGUAAAUUGGAAACGUGUAUCCUAUGAAGAAUGGGAAGACGAGGAUUAUGAGCAGGAUGAUGAAGAAGAGGUGGAAGAUGAGGAGGAGGAGGAAUUCAGUCCAGAUGAAGAUGAUUGUUUUGACGAGGAAUUCACUCCGGAUGAUGAAGAAGAUUGUUUGAAUGAGGAAUGCACUCCGGAUGAUGAAGAAGAUUGUUUGGAAUUUGGAUGA
Hibiscus syriacus is the source of this 507-nucleotide messenger RNA. Its product is annotated as glutamic acid-rich protein-like. NCBI's taxonomy places the organism in Eukaryota, Viridiplantae, Streptophyta, Magnoliopsida, Malvales, Malvaceae. The record is from RefSeq and is a predicted model, not a curated record. The transcript has 3 exons. Bases 1 to 507 code for a protein of 168 amino acids.